Messenger RNA from Oncorhynchus keta (chum salmon), 2378 nucleotides. RefSeq names its product piggyBac transposable element-derived protein 4-like. The record is from RefSeq and is a predicted model, not a curated record. The transcript has 5 exons. Bases 262 to 2349 code for a protein of 695 amino acids. Lineage: Eukaryota; Metazoa; Chordata; Actinopteri; Salmoniformes; Salmonidae.
UUCUGAUUUGACCACGCUGUGCUUUGCUAGCAAACCUAAAACCGAAACAUUGGAGCUCUUUAGACCAAUCUUGUGUAUAUUACUCUUAGUGUUUUCAACGUAAUUCUGUUUACAUAUCUACUGGUUCAUUUAAACGUAAUUUGCUUGUUAAAUUAGAAAAUGUGUUACAUUGAUACUGCACUAGGCUAAUCUCCCGGAGCAUAAACUCACUAAUCUCGACGGAGAAAGAAACUGGUGAAAGGAGGCAAAGCAGCUUGAAGAAUGAAUAAGGAGGCUAUCACAUUGAAACAAGAGGAUGAUAUUACAGUGAAAGAGGAAUAUGGGAACGAGGUUGUCAAAGUGGAAAAAGAGGUAGAAGCUUUCAGAAUCAAAAAGGAGGAAGAUGCCGUAAAAUUGAAAGAGGAGGAAGACCCUUUUGGAGUAAAAGAGGAGGAUAUCUCAAUAAAAGAGGGAGACGUUUUGGGAGUGAAAAAUGAGACUGAAGAUCCGAUUACCACCAGAGACAGACAUGACUAUUGUGGAUCCUCUGGGGAGCCUCAACAACAUCCUGAUGCUGACGAAGUAGAGAGGAGUCUCUCCAGAUCAGAACACCAGAUGGACAACGCUAGCCCCUCCUCCCUCCCGGAGUCCCCGUUUCGUACCUCUCCCGGUAGCACCUUACUGCUGGGUAUGAAGAGGUUGUCUGUGCUGCUGGUGGACUGCAGGAAAACAACGGGGCUGAGUGGAACUGUGAGAGGAGGAGCAGAGAAGAAAGGAUCAGAUUUGACACAUCAAAAAAUUGACCAGGAGAGUGACACAGAAGGAAUGGAUGAGGACUCUGUAAGUGACCAGAGUUUUGAUUCCAGCGUGGAAGAAAUGUUUUUGGAAGGAAAAGAUCCACUUUUAGAUCAUCCCAGCGAUUCUGAUUGGGAGCCCAUACUGCCAAGGUGCAAAUCCCCCACUGAAGCUGGUCCAUCCAGCCGGACCCCUGCUGUCUCCGGCACCACACCUACCCCCACCCGGCCAUCAAGAGGUGUGAAGCCGGUGACAAAGAAGCGGAGGAAGGGAAGUGUGGAACCUGCUGGCAGAGUGGAGGAGGGUCGUUGGCACUCUGUGCUGGAGGAGGAUGUGGCCCCACCACCUCCUAUUUUCAGACCAAAGAGGCCACCAGGUCCUCAGCUGGACAUGACCUCUAAGUACAGCCCCAUGCAACUUUUUCAGUUGUUUUUCACCUCGGCAGUUGUUGAUUCCCUGGUGUUGAACACUAAUAAGUACGGAGCUAAGAAGCAGGAAGGCAAGAAAGAGACAUGGAAGCCCAUUUCCAGGUCAGACCUUUUCUGCUACAUUUCACUGGUAAUUUACAUGGGGCUGGUAAAGUUAAAAACCCUAAAGGAUUACUGGAAAAAAGCCACACUCUAUCAGCUGCCUUUCCCCCGCACUGUCAUGUCCUCUACAAGGUUUUUAAAUAUCUCACGGGCGCUUCAAAUCAGUGACCCAGAUGUUGAUGAGGAGAAUGACAGGAGGAAAGGCACCGCAAGGUUUGACAGGCUCUGCAAAGUCAAACCUCUCUACUCCAGCAUGGUUGAAGCCUGCAAGGCCCAUUUUCAGCCCGCCCAGAACUUGUCCAUAGAUGAGAGGAUGGUAGCCUCAAAGGCCAGAAUUGGCCUAAAACAAUACAUGCGUAACAAACCAACUAAGUGGGGUUACAAACUGUUUGUUUUGGCUGAUUCUGCGUGUGCCUACACAUGCAAUUUUUUUGUCUAUGAGGGGAAGAACACGUGUGCGACUGGUAAAGGACUGAGUUAUGACUCUGUAAUGGAAUUAUUGGAUUUUCAACUGCUGGGGAAGGGCUACAAACUCUUUGUGGACAACUUCUACACAAACCCUACCCUGUUCACAGACCUGAGGAAGCGGGAUGUGUGGGCCUGUGGCACCAUUCGGUCCAACAGAGUGGGCUUUCCAAAGACCAGGGUAAAUGACAUGCCUAAGCGGGCUGAGCGGGGGACCAUGCGAUGGAUCCGAGAAGAUGGCCUGCUGUUUGUGAAGUGGAUGGACACCAGAGAGGUGGCGAUGUGCUCCACUAUCCACAAGUCCUUCAGUGGUGAUCACGUCGUCAGGCGUGUGAAGGAUGCUACUGGGGCAUGGACCACCAAAAAUGUUCCCAUUCCUGCAGCCAUCAAGGACUACAACCAGAGCAUGGGAGGUGUAGACUUGUCAGACGCUCUUAAAGGAUACUACAAUGUUCUACAUAAGACAAAGAAAUGGUACAAGACAUUGUUUUAUAAUUUCAUUGACAUUGCUGUGGUGAAUUCCUUCAUCCUCCAGAAGGAAAUGGCCAGGAGCUGUGGACAGCCCCCAUCUCACAGCUAGUCUUCAGGGAGCUGCUCAUCAAGGAGCUU